CUGAUCCGAGGAUCAGCUGGAGGCAGCAAUAAACAGAAAAAAAUCUGCAGGGGAAAAGAUUGAGGAGAGGAGGAAAAAGCUGCAGAUAUUAUGAUCUGAAAACAUCAGUGUAACAUUUUUACACGAAGCCCUUCUUCUGAGAAGAAAGCCUUUUAUUUUUGUAUAAUGGUGUUUUAACUACCUCACUUACAGUCUAUCUAAAGCUAUGCUUUAAGAAUUGUUGUCGUUUCUACUGUGUGUGAGAUCUCGUUUACAACUUGAAUAAUAUUGCAGAGGCAGGCCUUUGCUCCAAACCAAGUGAAACCUUACAUUUGCACUACAGAAGCCUGUCCACUCCUGUUUGUCAAAACCGAGAUCCAGCAAAGGGCUUCAAGUGAAAAAAAAGAGACUCAAAAAAUCAGACAAAGAAUUGCAUAAAAUAGCAACAAGUGAUACCUAAACACAAAUAAGACAUUAAAAAAGGCAGCUACAGCUUUUUCUUUGUGGACGACAAAAAGCACCCAAGUCAUCAACACUUGACGAUACGAGCAGUCAUGUUUCAGCGUCUGAGCAACCUGUUGUUUGGGGAAGUAGAAGAGGUGGCAGCUGAGCUGAAGGGACCCAACCCCUGUGUGACGGAGGCCGACGAGGAGGGAUGGAUGCUUGUCAACCUGCCUGAAGAAUCUGACUGCAUGAUGCAGGCGGAGGAUGAGACGGGUGCCCCACUGAUUGCACAGUCAUUUCCAGACAGUAACCAGUCAAAUCAUCAAGACACACAUACAAGGACUGAACGCCCGGCCCUCGUUCCCCACGCGCCUCACAAGCGCCGUAGGACACAUAAAGGUCGGGCACGAGGUGCUGUAGCAUCAUCAGACCCCCUGUCUUGUCCAAGCGCUAGCCCGUCAGACUUGGGUGCCACUACACCUGUACCCCUGCCAAGACGGGCCAGACUGUCCACGCCUUCCUCCACCCCGUCAGUGUCCCCUGGCUCUGGAAGUGAGUGUGGGGGCAGUGGGGGUAGCAGUAGGUCAGGCCCAGAGAGAGGCUGCAUGGAUGAGAGCUGGUUUGUCACCCCUCCCCCCUGUUUCACUGCAGAGGGAGCCACCGCGGAGGCCAGCCCGAUGGAGGACCUGCUCAUCGAGCACCCCAGCAUGUCUGUGUACAUCUCCUCAAACAACUUGUCAAUGGUCUCCAACAGCAACCUAUCUGUGGUGGGAGAGGAAAGCACUGUCAGCCUGGCGAGCAGCGUGAACAGAGUGGCUGAAUCAGCUGCUGCCCCCGCCACCUGCAGCACUAUGCCCACCAGGGUGACCCGUGGAGCAGUUGCCCAGGCUGGCGCUUUGGCCAAGGUCACCCAAGUGGCCAGGGUCCAGCGUAGCAAAACCCGCAUCGAGCGGCGCCAUCUGGGCCGCAACCGCAUCCAACGGCAAAAUCGCACCAGGGAGCAGGUCCCCCGCCACGCAGCCCACGCCAGAAACACCUUCCUUCACCAGCCCAGCAAGCGUAACAUCUGCCACUAAACUCAUCAACAACCACGGGGCAUCGUUUACUUUGAGGGCAUUAGUAGUGCAGUCAGCUCCAAGACACACACCAUUAAAUGUAUUCAACCACUGCAUAUUUGCUUUAAUUUCUGCACAUUAUAUCAUAUUACACUCAGAUACCAGUAGACCAGUAGCCUUUUUGUUUUGGUUUAGUCGCAAACUGACCUGGUAGUUUUAUACCCCAUUCUGCUGUUAUCAACCAAGCUCUCUGAGUAGAUCUGUGUAGACAUUUAUUAUAUUUAUUGUCCACUGCAGUAUCCAAACAACUAAAAAAUCUUUAAAAGACUUGAACAUAAGUAAAAGACUUAAUGUCUGAAAUGACAAUAAUGUCUGAAAAACAACAAAAAGUUUAGCUCUAAUUUUUUCUCCUAUCUUAGUAAAAGAUUAUCUUUUCUUUCAGUCUUCCUUAAGGCAUGUUUUUUUUUAUUAAUUAAACCAUUAAAUCCCUAAAAUACCCUUUGUUAAAUUUGGAGAUAAUGAUUUGAAACUUAAAUAACCAAGUGUACUUUAAGACCUUUCUGGUGGAAACAAUGCAAGACAAAGACAAGUUAAGCUUUGGUAUCUUUGCAGAGAAAGCAACUCAUUAUUUCUUCGAAGCUUUACAUUACAGCUAAUUUUUUUUCUUUUUUCAGAAAAUGUGGAAGGAUAUAUAUACCGUGUGUGACAAGUGAAAGAGGAAAAUCACUAGACAUUUGUUUCUCUCCAGUUUGGUCUGUCAACAUGCAAAGUAAAAGACAAGGGCAAGGAAACAUGGAGCAAUCCGUUUCAUCAACAAAUGUUGAGAUAUUUCUCUCCUCUCACUUUGCGAAGGAUGAGAGAAAGUAGAAGAAGGUGAGAGUAUGGGCAAAACAGACUAAAGAGUAAAAGAUAGUAUAGAACUAGAUAGUAUUAAAAGGAAUAUGGUUAACAUGAAAUGGUCAUAGGAAAGUGUUAUGUAACCCUCUGAGCAGCCUGUGAGCAAAUUUCAUAAGAGCAUUUGUUUUGCAUAUUUCAUCUGUGUUGCUCUGGAUAAUGAAUAAGGCACCUUCUUUUUGUGAACAUGAAGAUUGAUGUUAUGGGCACCCAUAAUAAAUAGAAAUCCUAAUAAGGAGUAUAAAUGGAGUUGAGGUGAAAGGAUACAGGGCUUGCCUUUGGGUUACAGGGUAUGGCAGGUUAUAGCAAGUGCAGAGCGGUAUUGAUGGCAACUCUUUAUUUUGUUUUGUUAUAUUGUUUUCUGCUCAUUUUGUCUCUUAAAUCAUAACAUUAUUUUACAGUGUCUCUCUCUCUGCAUGGUUCCACCAAUGAAAGAAAUGAAAGCUUGUCCCUGUCAGACAAAGAGAAAGUACACAUUUGGCUUUUAAAGCCAACAAAUUAAAAAAAAUUACUCCCUGAGAAUCAUAUACAGCAUAAUGAUCAUUAAAUGUGUGGUCUGUGAACUAAAGUAAUGUGCCCAGCACACAUCAUCCAUUUCCAUCCACAGUGUGUGCUGUGAUCUUAUGUUAUCCAUGUGAACACCAAAAAGAAAGUACAAUCUAUUUUCACAUCAGUCCCUUUCAUUGAAAGUCAGCGACUGCCCAGGAGGUAACUGAGAAAAGUGAAGAAACAACUCCUUAAAGCUUAACAACACCCAUCUUCCACCUACAACACAUUCAAAACUAUCAUCUUGCUUAUGGACGUGCAACCCAUUGCUCCAUUACCGUCUGCCCCUAUCUCGUUAGCACAUCCAGCACUAACAGCGUCCACUUAAAGAUCUAGCAUACUGAUAUGUAUUCAACAACAAUAGUAAACAAUGGUGCUGAAGUGUAUACUAAUGUUUGUAAAUUAUUUGAGACAUGGAUGUAAGUUUGCACUGUCAUACAUUUUGUGAGUCAAAGUUUUAGCGGUGUGCUGUGUGCUUGUUUUUCUUUUGUGAUAUAUUUUUUUCUUUUCUUUUUGUUUUGAUUAAAUUGUGUGUGAGAAGGUGUACUGACAUGUUAAAUGCUAGAAACUCUUUAAAAAAGACAUGAAUAAUGGUCAUUUAUUUGUCUUGUAAAUAUUACAAAACAAUUUACAACGCUCUGUUAGAUGUCAAAGCCUCUCAGGACUUGAGUCCACAACGUUGUGUCCAAUGGUACUAAUGAGAAUCCUCUCUCUGCCUCACCUCUGUGCUCAUUAUCAAAUCAAGAGGGAAUUUCAGUGGCCAAAAGUGGUGUCUUUGCCCCAACUUCAGUCUCAUCUCUUUGAGAUGCACCUUAAAAACAGCACUAGACUCAUAGUUGAUGUGCCAAAGGCAAACACUGCCCUCCAGAGGGUCCAUUUAGCACAGCACUAGCUGUAUGGAUGCUGGUGAGGAUACAGUAUUGACAUGGUUUUAAUACAAUCUGUACUGGUUUGUUCAAAGGAUAGAUUAAGAGUCUGAGGAUUAAUUUCAGAUUGUUUGGAAAAUGGAAAUGGCUUGUCUCAUUUAGAUCAUAUAGAUAGAUGAUUCACAUACAACAACAUUUUUAAUUUCUGCCAAUAAUCCUAUAUAUUACUUUGUUGUAUUCAAAAUCUGUUAAUAUUUGUUAAUUUAUAAUAGAAUUAUGAAUAUGAUCUUUUUUUCUGUUUAAAGAUGACUAUUAUCAUUAUGUGUCCUGUUGAUUUCUCUGAAUAGUGCAGGAGAUGUAUCUGAGGUGAUGAGUCUAACAUGCACACACACACACACACACACACACACACACAAAGUGAUCUCUGAUUAGACUUACACACUCCCCAGGGGCUUACUAUUCUAACUGAUUGUGUCUCUGAGGUUGAAUUUUGUUCACCUGUUCUAAAAUAGUACAUACAGAAUGAAAACAGGGUAAUAAUAAGAGUUCACAGGUGGACAUGUGUGUGUGCAUGCAAAAUGUAAAGAUCACCACAGAUACCCCUCUGCUUCUGCAAACCUGUCCUGUUUUCCUAAUUUUUAUUUCUUCCUUUAUCACCAGUGUCAUCUAAAAAGGAAAUGUGUUCCCAAUAUGUUGUGUGUGUUUAUUGAAAGGUGUGGUUUAAGAGUGAAAGUCAUCCGACUAUGGGGAGAGGGCGUGGUCACCAGGUGUGUUGAGCCUAUAUGCUGUGGACAGGGAAAGGAUGAGGCAGGAGACAGAUAGUAUAUAUAUUUAAAAUUUUUAAUUAAAUGUAUCAUAAAACUACAAUAGAAUAUGCUUGUAUUUUCCCAUAUAGUUAUUAGAACAGUUGUUCACCAAUAGGCUGUUUUAAAUGAGAGGCGUUGAAUGUCUGGGGAGUUUUAUGUUUUAUGUUGUGCCCUGAAAUGAAGGCAGCUUAAAAACACUUGGGGUUUCGCCCAUGUUACAUCUCAAUUAGUACACCCCUCCCCCCAUAAAAAUGGAAUAUAUAGACAUAUACAAUUUGGUGUAUCUGAUAUCUACAGUAUGGUGAUUGUGCCUUUCACUAUUUCUGCAUGGUUUUUGUGAUGUACUGAUUUUUCCAUCCCAAAAGUGGAUGGUCGUCCACUGACAGGCAAGACCUAUGCAAAAAUCAACGGAUGGGUUUUUCCAGCAUCCACUCAGAAAACACAGGUACCCGCCAAAAAAACAACAAUAAAUACUCAGGUUAACACCUGAA
Messenger RNA from Siniperca chuatsi (mandarin fish), 5081 nucleotides. It is a transcript of the gene tp53inp2b, whose product is annotated as tumor protein p53-inducible nuclear protein 2. Gene Ontology annotation, biological process: positive regulation of DNA-templated transcription; autophagosome assembly. Bases 534 to 1499 code for a protein of 321 amino acids. Lineage: Eukaryota; Metazoa; Chordata; Actinopteri; Centrarchiformes; Sinipercidae. The transcript has 4 exons. The record is from RefSeq and is a predicted model, not a curated record. Gene Ontology annotation, cellular component: nucleus; autophagosome.